CGGAGGCUUCCGGCCCGCGACGGCGCGGUAGCUGCAGAGGUACUACGUUCCGGCUGGUCUGCCGGCGCUCGUGGCUUUCCCGCGGCCCCAGCUUCCCGGGAGCUGGGCCCUGUGGGCAACGUAGGGGAAAAGGAGCGGCAGCAGGCGCAGUUCCGGGCCAACGGGGUCAGUGAGGCUCGUGGCUGAAGGACCUCCUCAUCUUUCACAGGCCUGGAAGUUAAACCCCAGCCUUCAUCUGGCGCGGGGUCUACCCCAGUUCCUCAUCUCCUGUCCGGUACUCGAUCCUCUGGGAUCUCCUUUGAGGGGGCCAUGGAUACCUCGACACCUUUGCCUCCUGUGCCCCAGUCCUCGAACUGCAACCCAGCCCCACGGACUAUCCAGAUAGAGUUCUCUCAGCAUAGCUCAUUGCUUCUGGAAGCCCUGAACCGUCACAGACUAGAGGGAAAGUUCUGUGAUGUGUCCCUUUUGGUGCAGGGCCGAGAACUUAGAGCUCACAAAGCAGUGUUGGCUGCUGCCUCUCCUUACUUCCACGACAAGCUUCUUCUGGGGGAUGCUCCACGUCUCACCCUGCCCAGCGUCAUUGAAGCUGAUGCUUUCGAGGGACUGCUCCAGCUCAUUUAUUCAGGGCGCCUCCGCCUGCCACUGGAUGCUCUCCCUGCCCACCUCCUUGUGGCCAGUGGCCUCCAAAUGUGGCAAGUAGUAGAUCAGUGCUCAGAGAUUCUUAGAGAAUUAGAAACCUCAGGUGGUGGAAUUUCAACCCGUGGAGUGACCCCCUAUCACACACUUCUUUCCACCACAUCUUCAACAGGAGGAUGGUGCAUUCGCUCUUCCCCAUUCCAGACUCCUGUGCAAGCUUCUGCUUCUACCCAGAACCCCGUUGGAGGGGACGGGAGUGAAUUAGGAAACGUGUUACGGAUUCAAGUUGAGGAGGAGGAGGAGGAAGAUGAUGAUGAUGAUGAUGAAGACCAGGGGUCAGCAGCACUCUCUCAGACUCCUCAACCUGCAAGAGUAUCAGGGGUUCCCCAUCCUCAUGGAUCCCAUCCCCUGCCCAUACCUGCUGCUCCCCGAAGGCUUUCAGACGAUGAGAGUACACCACUUGACUCUCUGACCCCUUCUGCACCACCCCCUAAAAUCUUCUACAUUAAGCAGGAACCCUUUGAGCCUAAGGAGGAAAUAUCAGGAGGUGGAACUCAGGCUGGAGGAGUAAAGGAGGAGACCACAGUAUUUCCUGGAGGGGACACUGAAAGGACUGAAGAGCUAGGGUUCUUGACACCCUCAGGAGCAGGGGCAGCAUCUGGAGGAGGAGGAGGUCCAUCCUGGAAACCAGUGGAUCUUCAUGGGAAUGAAAUCCUGUCUGGGGGUGGGGGACCUGGGGGAACAGGGCAGGCUGUUCAUGGGCCUGUGAAGCUAGGGGGGACACCCCCUGCAGAUGGAAAAUGUUUUGGUUGCUUGUGUGGGAAGAGGUUUGCUGUGAAACCAAAGCGUGACCGGCACAUUAUGCUGACCUUCAGCCUUCGGCCCUUUGGUUGUGGCAUCUGCAACAAGCGCUUCAAGCUGAAGCAUCAUCUGACAGAGCAUAUGAAGACCCAUGCAGGAGCCCUGCAUGCCUGUCCUCAUUGUGGUCGUCGGUUCCGAGUCCAUGCUUGUUUCCUUCGCCACCGGGACCUGUGCAAGGGUCAGGGCUGGGCCACAGCUCACUGGACUUACAAAUGACUACUGAGGCCAUACACUAACUUCUAGGACAAGAGCCAAUGCUGCUGAUGGAUACUUACCCCUUGCUACCAUGGCACCCCCAUUGUGGAACUUGUAAUUAUGCCAAGAGGAUAGAAAUAUUAUGGACUUCUUGUUCCUGGCAGAUUUGGAAACAGAUUUCUCAUCUCCAGGUUUUUAUUAAUCACCUUACAGGAAAGUGGUUUACAGGUCAUAUGUAAAUUGGUCAUUUGCCCAUAAUAGACCUUUUCAUACAGGAAACCAGAUUUCAGAUUAGAAGUUUAUUUGGAAAAGAGCUAGAGAAAAAAGACAUAAUAAAGGUUUCAUUUGGUCUCUGUGAGGAGUCAAAGGAGCUGGUCUCCAUCUAGAGAUACGUUUGAUUUAGAGUUCUAGUAAUUCAGAGACUAAGCUCUAAACUUUUCUUUCCUUCUUCAUUGCUGAAAUGUGAGCACAGUUCUUUUUUAUGUACUUUCCUUAUUAUGUCUUUCUAGAAGCCCCUCAGAUUACAACUUGCCAUCUCACCAGUAGAUAUCUUUCCAACACCUUUAUUUUUAUGUUGUAGUUGAGCACUUUAACAAAUUGCGCAUUCCAUGUAUCAUUAGAACCCUCUUUAAUAGAGGGUCCCUCAACAGCCUGUGCCUCUUGUCUACUUUGACCACUACUGAUCACUCAUAUAUUGAUUACAGUGACUAGAAUGUGACCAGUGAAUUCAGAAAAUGGCCACUGACCUAAAAUGUUCUCGAGGUAGCACCACUGCUCUGAAUAAGUGGUUUUGGUCAGAGGGAUUCAGGGCUGAGACAGCACACACUAAAGGCUAGAGAGUAAGUGCAUAAUGGGACCACACCUCCUAUCUUUCCAUCCCCACCCACUCACAGCAGCCCAUUUAUUGAUAGGUAGAAGGGCAGCUUUUGAAGUGGGGAGAUUGUAGCAGGUUACUUAAUUUCUUCAAAUAAACUUUGCCCUGAAAUCGAGAGCUGACAAUGGGCUGGACUGAGUAAUUUAUGUGAGAGAGACAACAUGAAAAAGAGUUGCCAAGACUUGGAUGUGUUUUGCAGCUGGGUUAUGAUGGGGAAAGAAUGGAAGAAUGGGGACAGUUUCACACUGGUGCAGAGAAAACAGUUCUGGACUUCAUUGUGCUAGAUUCUAAGCCCAGAUCUGCCACCAAGUAACCUCUGGUAACUUACCUUAUCUUUCAGAGUCUGAACUCUUUUUUUUUUUUUGGUGGGAUGGUAUGUAUGUCCUAAUUGGUUCUCUACCUUUUUUAAAAGGGUUUGGUUUACAUGGUCUUUACCUACAAUAUUGUUCAUCUUCAUGUAUUUUGUAUAAUGUUUGGUUCUACAAACAUUUAGUGCAAAGCACUGUGUCAAACUCUGAUUUAUACUCUGCUCUCAAGGAGUUCACAGCUACUACUGAAGCUAGACAAGUAAUGACCAUGUAGUAUGACAAGUCUAUGAUAUUGGGCAGGACUAGCUACUGUAGUGGCACAGAGAAAGCUGAGCCAAGACUUAUUAUAGGUCCACAGAGGUUUCACAAAGAACUCCAUGUGCAAUGGGUGUGGGUGACUGAACUGAUGUAGAAAUGGUGAACAUGAGUUGAAGUCACUCGUAUUCAAAGCAUAUUUCUCAAAACUUUACUUUUCCAAAGCAUAGUCCUCAAAAAUUACUAGGUAUGGCACUCAGAGAGGCUAAAAAAUAGGACUUUAUGGCCUAGAAGGUGAAUUGUAGCUGGUAUCUGUCAGCCUCUCUAAAAGAGCCAUUCCAUGGUACCAUUAAGGACUGUGAACACACUGGGAAAAGAGUCAGGGAGUGGGCUCCAAUCUGCAAUCUACUGCAACCCCACCCACCUGCCAUUCUUUUGGCACACUUCUGUAGAUGGCCAGGAUCCUUUGGUUUUAAGCAAUAUAAGCUGGCACUAACUUAACCUUAUCAAAAUGAACCUAUGAAAGGAUGUGGGGUGGGUCCUGAAAUGGAGGGAAGAGAUGAGGGGACCAGCCUUUGGAAGGACAAGGCCUGGGUCACAUCUGAGAGUUCAGGGAGCAAGAACUCCUGGGAAUCUCUUCAGGUGAUAUGUUUUGGGAUAAUGACCCAGUCCUUCUUAUUUCUUGUGUCACUCAAAAUUUCCCAGGUUAGAACUCUGGCCGGAGCACCUUGAUCAUAUGUUUCAUCAAAGUAACAGUGGACAUGGAAUCCUGAGGGGGCAGUUGAAGUCCUGGGAUAGAAGAGUGGGGAAUGGUUGCUAGCCAGACCACAGGACAGAGACCCACCCCAGACCAUCUCUACAUGUUACCCACCUUGGGGUCCUUAAAGGCUCAGCUAUACCUGGCACUUGAUAGGUAUUCAAGAUACGUCAAAUCUGCCCAACUUCCACCUUUGCCUUCUGAACUUAAGGCAGAAGUGUUUCUGCCCUCUCCUUAAUCCCCAUAGCACUUUGUUAUUACUCUGUAAAGCCAAGUAACACACCA
Molecule: messenger RNA, 4171 nt
Organism: Phyllostomus discolor (pale spear-nosed bat)
Lineage: Eukaryota; Metazoa; Chordata; Mammalia; Chiroptera; Phyllostomidae
Gene: ZBTB9
Product: zinc finger and BTB domain containing 9
Exons: 2
Coding region: 310-1713 (467 amino acids)
Biological process (GO): regulation of transcription by RNA polymerase II
Molecular function (GO): RNA polymerase II cis-regulatory region sequence-specific DNA binding; DNA-binding transcription factor activity, RNA polymerase II-specific; protein binding
Source: RefSeq, a predicted model, not a curated record